Brassica napus (rape) is the source of this 1295-nucleotide messenger RNA. Its product is annotated as protein FAR1-RELATED SEQUENCE 6-like. Lineage: Eukaryota; Viridiplantae; Streptophyta; Magnoliopsida; Brassicales; Brassicaceae. The coding region runs from base 262 to 1056 and encodes 264 amino acids. The record is from RefSeq and is a predicted model, not a curated record. The transcript is spliced from 3 exons.
AAAACACAUAACGAGGAGUUAUCAGAGGAGGAGAAGCGCACAGUACAAACCAUAGAGUCGAUCCACCCCAUGGCUUAGAUGAACGGUGAGUUGACUUCUUCCCAAUAUUGAUCCAAUCAUCUCUCGCCACGUCAUAGGUUUACUGCGUCCCUUGUAAUCCAUACCCUGAACCGGCACCUUCUCUGUCUCUCCCCCCCCCCCCCCCCCCAUCGAAAAACCUAAUUCCGCCGGCGGCGAAUCCUCCCGGAAAAAAACUCUGACAUGGAUUUCAGGAUUGAUAAUGGUGAUGCUGAUGGGAUGAUGAUGACGAUUUCAGUCGAGAACCAUAAUGAAAUGGGUGAAAGCUCUGGUCAAGCAAUGAUUGAGCAAGACGAUGAUGAAAACCAUAACGAGAUAGGUGAAAGUUCUAAUCAAGCAAUGCCUCUUGAGCAAGACGAGAAGGUUGAUCCGGACUCUAUCCCUCUGGCAGUUUCUGAUAUGGCCGAGGAGGAGGUUCAAGGUGGUGAUGAGCCUUACGUUGGGCAGGAGUUCGAGUCUGAAGCAGCUGCACACGGGUUUUAUAAUGCUUACGCUACAAAAGUAGGGUUCGUCAUCCGUGUCAGCAAACUCUCACGGUCAAGGCAUGAUGGAUCUCCCAUAGGAAGGCAGCUUGUUUGCAACAAGGAAGGUUACAGGUUGCCUAGCAAGCGUGACAAGGUUAUUAGACAAAGAGCGGAGACAAGGGUUGGGUGUAGAGCAAUGAUCUUGAUUAGAAAAGAAAAUUCUGGUAAAUGGGUUAUCACGAAGUUUGCCAAGGAGCAUAACCAUCCUUUGAUGCCUGGAAGGGUUCGAAGGGGUUGCAUCUAUGAUCAGUAUCCGAACGAGCAUGAUAAAAUUCAGGAGCUGAUGCAGCAGCUAGCUGCAGAGAAAAAGAGAGCUGCUACUUACAAGAGGCAUCUGGAGAUGCUCUUUGAACAGAUUGAGCAGCACAAUGAAAGUCUUACUAAGAGAAUCCAGCACAUAGUAGACAAUGUGAGGGAUCUGGAACAGAGAGAUCAUCAACAGAACCAAGUAUAGUCUUUUUUUUUUUAAUUUGUCUCAGGUUUGAUUUAGGAGAUAGAUCGUCUCUUCUUUAUUCCCCCAUUCUCUGAGAUUCUCUCUCUUAAUAAACAUUUUUCUUGUCAAAAACAAAAGAGCAUGCAACUGUCUUCAAGAAAGUUUUGUUUUGUUUUUCUUAUGUUCCAACAUUGAGUUUGGUGUAAAUGUAUAUAAGCAGGAGAUGGUUUUAAAGCGCUAUCAAAAUCCUCUGUAAUAUC